GAGGCUCUUCUGGUCAUUUGUGUCUCUAGUGAGCAGGAAAAAAUGUGUGUGUAUGUUGGUGGUGGUUGGUUUAAGUCACAUCUAGGGAGUAAAUUAUGUAUGUGAGGAGGAAGAGAGAUGACCUGCUCUAUUUACUGACUGGCAGAACUUGUUCUCAUGCUUAUCACUUGUACUUCAGUCAGAAAUGAGUAAAACAAAUCAAUGUAUCUCAGAUCUUCAGCUUUUGUCCCAAUUGGAGUGUGCAUGUGUAUAUGUGCAUCAAGCCGGGGGUUGAAGUAAAUCUAACCUCACUUCUUGCUCCAUUCAACGUUUUCUUGAGCACUUGGUGGGUCCUUCCAACUCAGAAUAUUCUGUGAUUCUGUGAAAUAAUCUAUCUUCUACUGAUUAAGACUCUUUAGUGCCUCCUUUGUAAUUUCCCGUAGAGGCCAAGUCUUUUUUGUGGUCUUAAUGUCCACAGUGCCAAAUAGAUGCUGCUUUGACCCUUUUGUAGCUUUUUUAAACCUUUGAGUAUUUUCAUUGUCAGCCUCAGCACUGGACAUUACCUUGAUGUAAAUUGAUGUCAUCUACAUUUUCCACAAUCUACUCAAUUUGUUUAGCCAGCUUCCCUUCUUGCCUCCCUUUGAUUCAUUCUGCACAAAAUGAACCUCCUCUGAAUGCUGAGGCUGAAAUCUCUCCUUGGCUACAAAGAUUUGAAUCACAUUUUUUCUUCUCUUGUCCUCAGGUUAGUCAGAAUAUAAUUUUGCCAAAGUGUCACACCCUGACACCACUCAGCAUCUGCUUUGAUGUAUAUUGCCCCUUCUAGAAGUGUUACAAAACCUCUUACCACUGUCAUAUUUUUCCUACUGCUCAGCUGUGUGCUUAUUAGAAGAUUUCUCUUUUAUUGUUGUCUGAAUCCUCACCUUGCUCUUAAUUUCAUACAGCCUACAUAAUGUCUUUGUCUUCUCUAGCCUCAGCUAACUUAACUUCUCAUCAGUCUGUGCCUGUGCUGUUCCAUGAAGUCAAUUUUCUCUUGUUUAUCAGUUGAGUAACUCCUUAUCUUUGAGGUCCAUUUUAGUUUUUCCAUUCCAUAUGUUCUUUGCAAGGCUUCAGUGAAUUAAUUGCAUUUUCAAAGCAUACAAAAGCAUCAGUUAACAUCCACAUCUAUAGCAAGAGUGGUGCAUAAAGCAAACAAAUCUUUUAAAGGCACAUUUGCAGCUCCUUUGAAGAGAGAAGCUGUGCUGGUUAUAACCCAAACAAUACCAUGAAAUAGGCUCUGUGGCCCUUUAGGCUUGAAGCUGAAGGUUGUCCUUUACAGCCAUUUCUCAAUAUCAUGUGAAGGCUGCCAAGCGGAAAAAAAUAUAACCAAAGUUCUGCAGGCUUCUGGCUGUAGAAGCACUGCUGGCCACAAGACCUGGCCCGCAGUCCUUUAAUAGAUUUCAGUUUCUCCUCAACAGAGCACAUAGACCAGGAACCAUCUUCAGAUCUGUAAAAUCCUCAAGGUAAAUUUCUCAGACUAUAUUUAGGUAUCUUCAUGGCCUGAUUUCCACCAGUGUUGGCUGCCACUGAUUUUUGUGCCUUGCUGGUGACCCAGCGUAUCUUUUAUUUCUGUUCAGCUGAAGGCUCAGAACUGGUAUAAUUCCAGGCAUGGAUUAAUAGGUGACAUUAGGCUUUCUACAUUAGAAAGGGAUGGUGUGGUUAUUGUGGCCAUUAGCAAAAGCCCCUUUCAGCCAUACUCAUUUUACAUGGCAUAACAAGAUUCAGUCUUCCCUUCAACAGUGCUUGUGUGCAUCUUAAAAAUCUUAGGAAGGGCCUCUCUAGCUUUUCUGUCAAAUCUUCUUCAGAGGACAGCUCAUCCACAAGAUGCACACACAUGUGCUCACAUUCAUACUUGCUCCUGUGAACGCUUUGUUUCCUUGCCUGUGCUUUAUCACAGUGGUAUCAUUAUGCUUUGCUGUUCAGCUCCUUUGAGACUGUUGCAGUGAUUGCAUGUUACUUACCUAGGAAGCAUCAAAGCCCUGGUGCUGCUGUCUUCAAGAACUUGGUUUAAUCUUCUGCUUGAGCUCUGUUUGCAGAUGUGGAGGACAGAAAUAGCUCUUUAAAGAGCAUAAAGAAGUAGCUUGGUAACCAUUCUUCCCAGUAUAAAUCAGCAAUAUAUUAAUUUCUGCAGCUGUCCCUCAGCUCCUCGAGUAAGCCAUGAGCUCUAAUGGUAGCACUACAGGAACACCCAAAUAACCUUGCUCCCCAGCAGAAGUCUGGCCAUAGGCAGAAGUCAUGAUGGGCUGCAGAAUCAAGAGAGAGCAAAAGAAGUACUGAGCUUUAUAGAAUCACAGAAUCAUUUAGGUUGGAAAAGACCUCCAAGAUCAUCAAGUCCAACCUUUGGUUGAUCACAACCUCGUCAACUAGACUGUGGCGCUAAGAACCAUGUCCAGUCAUUUCUUGAACACCUCCAGGGAUGGUGACCCCACCACUUCCCUGGGCAGCCUGUUCCAAUGCCUGACAACAUUUCCUGUGAAGCUUUGUGAUGCUGUGGCCUCAUUGCUACUUGUACUCAAACUUGCCAGUGGAUGAACUUGCUCAUACAUCAGGAGUAACUGCAGCUACAGCAACGGGAUUUGUAUGUGCCACUGCAACCACAGAGGGGUACAUUUCCUCUCCUGCUAGGCAGAGCUUGCAGGAACAGUAGAUGGCAUUUCCUUCUUUCCUUGAAGAGAAAAAUGAGCUGGGGAUUCCAACGUGAUCUGCUGAGUGGAGUGAAUAAAUACUCAACAGGAGUUGGAAGAAUUUGGGUAACUGUUGUGAUCAUGUUCCGCUUACUGGUUUAUGUUGCAGCCGCAGAAAACAUCUGGAAAUAUGAACAUGAUGAAUUUGAAUGCAAUAUCAAACAGCCUGGUUGUGAAAAUGUCUGCUUUGACCAUUUUUUCCCUGUCUCCCACAUCAGACUUUGGGCUUUGCAAUUAAUCGUGGUCUCCACCCCUUCACUCUUGGUUGUUUUUCAUGUUGCUUACAGAGAGAACAGAGAGAAACACCACAACCAGAAGCUUUACAGAAACCCAGGAGAGAUAGAUGGUGGAUUGCUGUGCACUUACCUAAUCAGCCUCAUUUUAAAAAUAGGAUUUGAAAUAGUUUUCCUUGUUCUGUUUUAUAAAUUGUACAGUGGAUUCAAAAUACCACAUCUUGUGAAAUGUGACAUAAGACCAUGUCCCAGUAGCGUAGACUGCUAUAUUUCCAAAUCCACAGAGAUGAUGAUUUUCCUCUCUUUUCUGGUGGCAACUUCAUGCCUGUGCAUCAUACUAAAUCUAAGUGAAUUGACUUAUCUAAUUUUCAAAUACUCCCCAAAAUGUUAUCUGAAGAGAUACAUGAAGAAACAGCAAUGCUCCAAAAGCAGUUGUCGCAAAUUAGAAAUCAUUGGUUACAACAGAGCAGCACCUGCAGGACGAUUCCCUGAUAGCUCCUCAUCUUUGCCUCUGAAUAUAUGAGAUGAACAUGAAAAAUGUUCCCCGUUGACUUGAAAGAAGGCUGGAGACCACCCUCCCAUUACACAAGCUGCUUUUGACAAAUUGCUUUUCCAAUGAGUGCUUUACGGAACUGAAAGGAUAGUUACAGAGGAAAUACUGUUUCUCUAGUAUUUCCCCAUUAAUCUAGCUGAUAAAUUCAGUUACAUUAUAUACGUCAUACAUAAAAUCAUCGAGAUCUGUUCAUGUUGAAACAAGAAGUGCAGAAGUCUGAGAAUCCCAUGAAGUUUUAAUAUAAACAUAGAUGCUUAUGAUAAAUCAUGUGAAACAAUUGCUCACAGUUGUGUAUUGAAUAUUGCACAGAAUUGCUUUGGUACAAGCAAAAAGAGGCUUUUUAUAUGCAGAGGUGGAAGAACCUGGGAUUGAUUAAGAAACUAAACAAUAAGGGGAUGUACAGCAUUUGUCAGGUGGGUGGAUCUGAUGACUGUUGCAACAGCAAUAGGAAAGUGCUGGUGUUUGAAGUGAACUAUGUAGUCACACCCCCAUUCCACCGGACUAGAAAACAUAUCAAAACCAGAAAAAACCAAGAAGAGGUAGAUGCAUCUGUUUUAGCCCAUGGUGAUAAAGACAGACUUGCUUAUUUAUCUGUUUAUGGAGCACCUCCUUCUGAAAGCAUCUGAGCCCUUUACAAUUUUAAGGGUAUUAAUCAUCAGAACACAUCCUCUAAGAAAAGGCACUUGCUCAAACUUGUGCAAGCAGCACUAAGCAGCUCCCAAGUCAUUAGACUUGCCUUCUGCUUUGUGGUUGUGGCAUUUAAGAGAAAGGAUGAUUCCCAGUUCCACAAGAGUGAGCAGAGAAAUGCAGACCACGCAAUAUGGCAGAACAGUAGCCAGUAGUCCCUAGUAUUAAGUAGCCUGGAAUCUGGUCCCUUAAGUAAGGCUGAAAAUACUGCUGCUCUUUCCUUCAGUAGAUUUCUCUGCUGUAAAAAUAUGAAAAACGAAGUAAAAAAGAAUCAUCUAUUCCCUCCCCCCCAAGUUUCAGAGUAUCUCUUAAAUACCACACACUACUGCUCUGUGUUAUGUGUAUCAUUUGGGAAAACAGGAAAGGGAUAGAAAUUAGCUAAGACAUGUCUUCUGUUGAACCUAGACUUUUAAGACAACAAAAACUAGUGCCUAAAAAAUCUUAUUUAGGGUGGUGUGCUCUUUCUGUUGCUGAAAUGAAAGACCCUUGAACAGAUAUCAGUACUGAGCCUGAUCAAAAUGCACCCUUUAGCAUUACAUUUAUGAGUAGUGGGGUAGCAGUUACCGAUUAACUUUAAGAACUAGUGAAUAAACUAUGUGCUUUUUGACUGUGA
Molecule: messenger RNA, 4785 nt
Organism: Chiroxiphia lanceolata (lance-tailed manakin)
Lineage: Eukaryota; Metazoa; Chordata; Aves; Passeriformes; Pipridae
Gene: GJB7
Product: gap junction protein beta 7
Exons: 3
Coding region: 2694-3455 (253 amino acids)
Biological process (GO): cell communication
Cellular component (GO): connexin complex
Source: RefSeq, a predicted model, not a curated record